AUGGCGACCAAUGCAGCAACAGAGCACACCGACCAAACUAGCGGCCCGGCCGCAUCCAACCCAAGCGCCACUCAACCGAGCGAGGCCGUUGAGACGACAGGAACGACCGCCGAUACAGAUAUCGCCGCGGCGCCACCAGCCCCAGAGUUGAAAUUGCCGACACGGAAAGAUGCUUCGCUGAAGGAUUUCUUGAACAAGAUAGACGAUUACGCGCCGAUUAUCCCCGACGCCGUCACCAACUACUACAUGACGCGCGCUGGCCUCCCUCCGCCGCCGCAGACCGACCAGCGCCUCGCGCGCCUCCUCGCCCUUGCGGCGCAAAAGUUCAUCGCCGACAUCGCGGCCGACGCGUAUCAAUACAGCCGCAUCCGUGCCAGCAACACCAACGCGAACAACCCGAUGGGUAACCUCGGCGCGGCAGCCGGGUUUCCAAUCCCCGGCCAACAGGGCAACCAGCCUGGCGGUAACAAAGAUCAGGGGCGAGGCGGUCCGCUCGGUAUUCAACGGCCCGGGUAUGGUGGUGGUGGACAGGGGGGCAGUCAAAAUCGGACCGUGUUGACGAUGGAGGAUUUGGGGAUGGCCGUGGGAGAGUUUGGGGUGAAUGUGAAGCGGAGCGAAUUUUACCGCUGA
Messenger RNA from Dichotomopilus funicola, 630 nucleotides. RefSeq names its product transcription initiation factor TFIID 23-30kDa subunit-domain-containing protein. The record is from RefSeq and is a predicted model, not a curated record. Lineage: Eukaryota; Fungi; Ascomycota; Sordariomycetes; Sordariales; Chaetomiaceae. The transcript is spliced from 2 exons. Gene Ontology annotation, cellular component: SAGA complex; nucleus; transcription factor TFIID complex. Gene Ontology annotation, biological process: transcription initiation at RNA polymerase II promoter. Gene Ontology annotation, molecular function: promoter-specific chromatin binding; RNA polymerase II general transcription initiation factor activity. Bases 1 to 630 code for a protein of 209 amino acids.